ACGAGUUCUCUUCUCUUUAAUUUUCUAUCUGCUUCUCCCACUAGACCAACUCAAUUCUCUUCUCUCUCUCUUUUUUAGUCACACCCACUCUUCUCAGUUACUAAUCAAACUCGUUCGUUAAUUACAUCGCUUAGUGAAUUAAUUAAACUAAUCAGUUUCUAUGGCUGUGGACUCUGCGAUUUCCUCCCCAUUGGGUCCCCCAGCGUGCGAGAAAGACGCCAAGGCGCUGCGUUUCAUCGAGGAAAUGACCCGAAACGCCGACGCCGUGCAAGAGAGGGUGCUGGCGGAGAUUCUCUCCCGCAACGCCCAAACAGAGUACCUUAAACGCUACGAACUCGGCGGCGCCGCCGACCGUCAAACCUUCAAGUCCAAGAUUCCUGUCAUCACCUACGAGGAUGUCCAGCCUGAGAUUCAGCGCAUCGCCAAUGGGGACCGCUCUAACAUUUUGUCUGCUCACCCCAUUUCUGAAUUUCUAACAAGUUCUGGGACUUCAGCUGGUGAAAGAAAACUGAUGCCAACAAUUAAGGAAGAGCUGGAUCGUCGCCAACUUCUAUACAGCCUCCUCAUGCCAGUUAUGAAUCUUUAUGUGCCGGGUUUGGACAAGGGAAAGGGCCUAUACUUUUUGUUCGUGAAGUCCGAAACAAGGACCCCGGGUGGGUUACUGGCCCGUCCGGUUCUCACAAGUUAUUACAAAAGUGACCACUUCAAGACCCGACCCUACGACCCGUACAACGUUUACACUAGUCCAAAUGAAGCAAUUCUCUGCCCCGACUCAUUCCAAAGCAUGUACUCUCAAAUGCUCUGUGGCCUCAUAGAGCGCCACCAGGUCCUCCGCCUCGGCGCCGUCUUCGCCUCCGGCCUCCUCCGCGCAAUCCGCUUCCUCCAACUCAAUUGGCCCGAACUCACCGAGGAUAUCCGAUCCGGGACCCUGAAUUCCCGGAUCACCGACCCGGCCAUAAGGGAAUACAUGUCCAAGGUCCUCAAACCCGACCCGGAACUGGCCCAAUUCAUGGCCCAACAAUGCUCCGAGGACAAUUGGGAGGGAAUCAUCACAAGAAUCUGGCCCAACACAAAAUACUUGGACGUCAUCGUAACGGGUGCCAUGGCCCAAUACAUUCCCACACUUAACUACUACAGCGGAGGAUUACCCCUUGCAUGCACCAUGUACGCUUCCUCGGAGUGCUACUUCGGACUCAACCUUAAUCCCAUGAGCAAGCCCUCCGAGGUUUCCUACACCAUCAUGCCAAACAUGGCGUAUUUUGAAUUCCUUCCCCACGAGUCAGGAUCCGGGUCCACCAAGUUGGUGGACCUGGCUGACGUGGAAGUGGGGAAGGAAUACGAAUUGGUGAUCACUACCUACGCGGGACUCUAUCGGUACCGCGUGGGUGACAUCCUCCGGGUCACUGGGUUCCACAACUCGGCGCCGCAGUUCCACUUCGUGCGGCGGAAGAACGUGUUGCUGAGCAUUGACUCGGACAAAACGGACGAGUCGGAGCUGCAAAAGGCGAUUGAGAACGCGUCAAAGCUCUUGGCGGAGUUCAACACGAGCGUGGUGGAGUACACGAGCUAUGCAGACACAACAACGAUUCCGGGUCACUACGUGAUUUACUGGGAGUUGUUGACCAAGGACUUGGCGAACUCGCCGAGUCACGAGGUGUUGACUCGGUGUUGCUUGGAGAUGGAGGAAUCGUUGAACUCGGUGUAUAGGCAGUGUCGUGUGGCGGAUCAUUCAAUUGGGCCUUUGGAAAUACGCGUUGUGAAGAGUGGCACAUUUGAAGAGCUUAUGGAUUAUGCGAUCUCAAGAGGGGCUUCCAUAAAUCAAUAUAAGGUGCCAAGGUGUGUGAAUUUCACACCCAUAAUGGAGCUAUUGGACUCAAGGGUUGUGUCUGUCCAUUUUAGCAAAGACUUGCCACAUUGGACCCCCGAAAGGAGGAGGUGAGGUUCUUGCUAUGUGGGCUUAAUGGGCUUGAGUCAAACAUGUAGAUGUAGAUUUUGUUGUUGUUUUUUUUUUUUUUUUUUGGGGUUAAUGUGUAGGACUCUUGACGAGUCUAAAGGGAGAUGUUGAAUUAGGAUGUCUCUUGGUUAGGUUAAUUAUGUGUUUCGGUUGGAUUAACUCGUGCAAAAGAUGUGACUUUCUUUAGUGAAGUUAUAUGUUGUAUGUAUUGGCAUUUUUCAUGUAGAAGUGAAGAAAUUUAAUAGAGGAAAAGACAUUAUUAUAUUUUGGCAAGUAAAA
Messenger RNA from Cajanus cajan (pigeon pea), 2233 nucleotides. RefSeq names its product putative indole-3-acetic acid-amido synthetase GH3.1. Gene Ontology annotation, cellular component: cytoplasm. The record is from RefSeq and is a predicted model, not a curated record. Gene Ontology annotation, molecular function: acid-amino acid ligase activity. Lineage: Eukaryota; Viridiplantae; Streptophyta; Magnoliopsida; Fabales; Fabaceae.